GACGUCAAUGCACCACAUCACACAUCCUGUUUGAUAACGUUAUAAAUAUAAACGAUUUUUCACUGGUGUUAUUAUGUGUUCUCUAAAAUAAUUGUUAAUUUAUAUUGUGUUUUUAGUUUUCACUCAACUAUUUGACGAUGGAAGUUACUGUUAAAGCGUUCCUUGUUUGUCUGUUUUCAGUUCUUACUGUAUCAGUUUUAGGACAGGAUGGUGAAUACAGCCGUCAACGUCGCCCACGACCCGAUUUACCUGGUGCAAAUAGAUGUAGAUGGGGAUCAGCAGGAGUAUGUGGGGGCUUUGUCAAUGCUGGUUGUCCACCAGGUAGCUACUGUAACAGAAAUGUAUGGCCGACACAAACUGCAGGACUAUGUUGUAGAGAUAGACCAGAUGUAGAAAGGAGGUGUCCAUUUGGUCAACGAGGUGUGUGUGGAACGAUUGCGGGUCGUCAAUGUGGACCAGGCACUAGGUGUAUGUUUAUGGGAAAUUUCCCAGAUGCCGGGGGAAAGUGUUGUAUUAUACGACCAAGGCCAAACGAAGGAAGGUGUCCACCAUCCUCUGGUUUAGCGGGAAUAUGUUUGUUUGACCCAAACAGAAAUUGUCUGUCCGAUAGAGAGUGCAGAAGGGGACAAUUAUGUUGCUCAGAAGGAUGCGGAAGUGUCUGUAAAAAUGCAAUUUAUGGUCCAGAUCCUGUACAAUAUUAAUUGUAUCUCCAUACCAUCAUAUCCAUAUUAUUUAUUCUGCCAUUUAAAAUGAUUAAAAUAUAAUGUGCAAUAUCUUUCAAA
Ruditapes philippinarum (Manila clam) is the source of this 782-nucleotide messenger RNA. RefSeq names its product keratin-associated protein 5-3-like. Lineage: Eukaryota; Metazoa; Mollusca; Bivalvia; Venerida; Veneridae. The coding region runs from base 138 to 701 and encodes 187 amino acids. The record is from RefSeq and is a predicted model, not a curated record. Gene Ontology annotation, cellular component: extracellular region. Gene Ontology annotation, molecular function: peptidase inhibitor activity. The transcript is spliced from 4 exons.